This is a messenger RNA of Xenopus laevis (African clawed frog), 6365 nucleotides long. RefSeq names its product phosphatase and actin regulator 2. The record is from RefSeq and is a predicted model, not a curated record. Bases 424 to 2472 code for a protein of 682 amino acids. The transcript has 14 exons. Lineage: Eukaryota; Metazoa; Chordata; Amphibia; Anura; Pipidae.
CGCUCGAGAAGCGGAAGGAAAGAAGUCAGUACAUGCUAGAGAGGGAGGGGGAGGUUACUCUACAGCAAGGCACCAAAAAGCCACAGAGGCAGAAAAGAACAACAAAAAGAGCCAAGUUGCUGGCGUUGGGCUUGGUGAACGAAGCCCUGCAAAAGGGCAGUGCAAAGAAGGAGGCCUGGGGUGGGAGUGUGUAUGUGUGUGACCUGUGACCCACACUAAUCUGCUCCAGGAAUGACAGGCAUUCAACUGGCUAUAAGCAUAGGAGCCCUAGCUGCAUCUGGUUGCAGCUCUCUGGGAACAGGACAGCCCUAACCAGCAGAGAAAUGAGUUACGAGGAAUUAUUUGUGAUGGAAAAGCAAGGUAGGGGUUGCCCGGGAGCCGCAUGAUUUUGCCGGACAUAAGGCCCCUGUGGGAACCUGAGAAAUGGGCCAGACCUCCGUCUCAACUCUAUCCGAGCGAGGGAGCAGUGUUGAUGGGUUGGAUAAAGCUACUUUUACAAAUUGUGAUACACAAAACUCAGGCAACCAGACACCCCCUCUAAAAAGGAAAGGAAGACUUUCUUCUAUAGGUAAAAUCUUCAAGCCAUGGAAAUGGAGAAAGAAGAAGGCUAGUGAGAAGUUCAUUGAGACUUCAGCAGUAUUAGAAAGGAAGAUAUCUAUGAGACAGAGUCGAGAAGAGUUAAUACGAAGAGGAGUCCUAAGGGAGAUACCAGAUCAAGAUAGCGAUGUUCCUGAUAAUGUGGGAGAGUCCAAUGGUCACACUGUGCCAAUCAGUGAGGAACCCCCUAGAGAAAAAAGUCCAGCAGCUGAAAAUGGGACAGUAGCAUUGAAAUCGCAUUCUUUAGAAGAAAAAGUGGAAGAUCCUACAGAGAGACCUAACAACUGCCCAGAGAUGCUGCCAACCACUGCUCCAUCUCAGCUUAAACAAAAAAAACCUAACAUUCCUCCUAAAACUGUAGCAGCUACUGGCAGUCAUAAGAAAGUUGAUUCAGCUGCAAAACAUACUGUAGCAGUACCUAAUAAACAGCCACCGGCAGUUCUUCCUAAGCCAACCAAUCGAACAACUUACCGUAGCACUGAGCAAAAUAAAACAACUGGAGCAGCACAGCUCAAAGCUAAAAAAACAGCUACAUCUUCCAAAAGUACAACUCACAGUCCAAGCCAGAAAAAAGAUGAUCCACCCCAGAGAAAAACAACCAAGGGCAUCACGAAACAACUUUCUGCCCCACCACCCAAGACAUUGAGUCGACCUGGCACCCAAGAAAUUGUUGUUUCUACAAACAACAAAAAAACAGUUGCCAUCAAGUCUUCUUCAUUGACUCCAGCAUCUUCCUUGUCCCACCUUAAAUCUAAGCAGCAAGUUCCCAGUAAAACUGUAUCAUCUGGGACACAUAGAGCCAAAAAAGUAGGCAGUACAACUAAUUCUAUGUCAACAGAAGAAGAGUCUCAACCCACAUCCUCACACACACAUUCCAUAGGCCAAAAGAAAACAGAAAGGACAGACCAGUCAUUUCAGAAUUUGGACUCUGAAAUGCCGGAUGUAAACCAGAAGAAACCUGUAUCUUCUGAAGAAAACACAAGCCCACAUUCCAUAUCUGCUUUGAAACAUGAGGUGAAGGCAUCAUGCAGCAUAAAGAUUCCAGAACAAGAAGUCGGCAAGUUCAGUCAGCCAGUCAUUAUCUGUGAUAUAAGUGAGCUUCCCCAAACUGGGACAGAGGGCAAAACUAAUCAAAAGGGUGUGGACAUCCCCAGUGACAGUGAAGAAAAUGAAUUCAGGUCUCAGCCUUUGGAAAGCCAGGAGGAUAGCUCCAGCUUGCUAAGCCAGGAUGCAAUAGAUGAUACUUCUAACACAGCUAUCAAUCCUGAUUGUGAUAGUGAAGGCAAAGAGAGCCAGACUAGUGACUCUGAUUCUGAUGGGCCCAUCCUGUACACAGAUGAUGACGAUGACGAUGAUGACAGCUCUGAGAGUACUUUGGCAAGUAAAAUUCGACGUAGAGAUACACUUGCUAUCAAACUUGGAAACAGGCCCUCCAAAAAGGAUCUGGAAGAAAAGAACAUUCUACCACGAAACUCUGAAGAGGAGAGACAGGAGCUGUGGCAACAGAUUGGAACAAAACUAGUGAGGAGACUCAGCCAGAGACCCACAACAGAAGAGCUGGAACAAAGAAACAUCUUGAAGCAAAAAAACGAAGAAGAAGAGCAGGAGGCAAGAAAAGAACUAAAACGAAGACUUACAAGAAAGCUCAGCCUAAGACCCUCAGUUGCUGAACUGCAGGCCAGACGUAUCUUGUGCUUCAAUGAAUAUGUAGAGGUGACUGACUCUCUGGACUAUGAUCGUCGGGCUGAUAAACCCUGGGCCCGAUUAACCCCCGCUGAUAAGGCUGCAAUACGCAAAGAACUUAAUGAGUUUAAAAGCACAGAGAUGGAAGUGCAUGAAGAAAGUCGACAGUUUACAAGAUUUCACCGCCCAUAGUGGUUCCAUCUCCACUGAAAAUGAUGUAUGAUCCUGAAGUUCUACUUCAAAAUACAACUUUGCACUGGAUGUAAUGGAACGGAAUGUGUGCAUGAACUAUUGGACCAUGGACAGUAAACACUGGGCCUUUCCUUAUCACUAUAGGAUAGGAUACAUGAAGACCUCCAUAUCACAGAAUUGUUCAGUAUGGUUAUUUCCAUGAAAGUGUAAAUGAAGGAAAACCUAAAAACUGACAAUCCUGUAUCAUAAGGACAAAUCUAUUUUUACGAAAGCUUUAUAAAUUAUUCAGUUUUACAAAAGAUUGCUAACUUCAAUAUGGAAUGUCAUUGCUUAUCCUUUCUGACCCUAUGGCUGCCAUAAGAUCACAUAGUUCUGGUAUAGUCCAGCCUUCUUAUAAAAUGACUUGUGAUUGUAUGCCUAUACUUCCUUAUAUUCCUGCUAACAUUUCAUCUUACAAACUUACAAACAACUGAUUUAAGAAAGCAGAAGUGAGUAGCAUUUUGGCCAACUUAUAACCAGUUUGGUGUCAAAAGAAGAAUGUACAUUAUAAUACAUUGGUUUCCAUGGAACAAAUAUUACAAUAUUUAAAAUGCAAUAGUAUCUUCUAUAUAUAAUAAUUGCCGAAAAAACCUUCAAUUCAAAGACUGCAGAAUCCUUUGUGACUAUUCUAUGGCAGCCCUUUAUAGGUGCCCAAGCAAGGACUUAUGGCCUUAAUUAAUAGCUAGUUGGUGAUGUAUUGACGUUUAUUGCUGAUGAGGUACAAAGUGUGUUUCCUUUUUAGCAAAGAGCCUUCCAACUGAUAAGAUGCUAAAAAUAUUGUCUGUCACUUGUAUCAAGUAACUUUAAAAUGGCGAAUGUGCUAAAACUUCAUCAUCAUUCAAUUCUUGUGAAAAUUCUUGUGAAAUGAAUUUCAACAAGUGCUUGACAAUCUGAUAAUUUUUUUAAUUUAACACUAACAUUGCAAGUUGCCUUUAAGGAAGGUAUACGGUCAUUAACCUGGCACAGAGUUAUUUAAUUGAUACUUCAACACUUCAGUCUAUAAGUUAUUUUAAGAAUAGUGCUUGGAUGCAGGUUCUUGACUGGGUGCUUUAUGGUCACAUAUUGAAAUGUAAGUUGUGUAUAAUUAUAUUUUGUUUUGUUAUUUCAGGCUGUGAUAUGAGACCAAAUAGUGUCCAACAAGAAAAUAACUAGCAUUUAAAGUUCAUUUUAAUUUUGUUAUGGCCAACCACUCAAAGGCAAGCAAACGUUUAUUUGCUUGAAACCAUUAGUGAGAUUAGUGACUUUUAGGUAUUUUUUUAAAAAAAUGGUUUACACACCUUUAACUUCCCUGUACGUUAUUUACAAUAUAUAAUAAAAUGUUGCCCAUCAGUGAUGUGCAGGUUGAAUCAGUGAUGUGCAGGUUGAAAAAAACUCAACCUACACCUGACCCCUGAGAACCCGCACCCAACCCCGGGAACCCACACCAGACCCUAACCAACCAUGUGCUCCAAUUUAUAUACCCGUGCCUGCCGCCCCCCUUCCCUACCAUGGUGUCACGUAAGGCGGCACGCCGGAGAGCGAGUAUAUAAAAGGAUCACGUUCGGUGGAAGUGGGGCACUGGUGGGGGGGGCAGGUCGGCCCUCACAUCAUUAUUGUCCAUAAUAGAGAAGCAUUCUGUUUUCCAGUGAUCGCAAGCCCACAAACAGUAUUUUCCAGCAUUCUACUCCAGCCAGUUAGCUGGGAAGGGAAGCUUGUCCUAAUAUCUGUAAUUAUUCUUGAAAUAUUAAAGUGUUUAUUAGGUUAGGUGCUUACACAGCUUGAUGUUUUGUCUUGUUUUGCUUUAAAAGUCAUGCUAUCGCAGUUUGAAAUUUCACAUCAUUUAUGUUGAAAUCAUUUAUGUUGAAAUCACUUAUAAACUUGGGUUAUUAGUGAAUUGAACAUGGAUAACAAGAUAAAAGAAACACCCAUCCUCCUUUUAAGACUGUGGAAGCUAGAAGUAGCUCAGCUACUGCUAAAAAUAUUUUGUUGCCUUUCAACAUAAUUACUAAGAAUUCUGGAAUCACUGAGGAUUAUGGAAGACUGAGCACACUGGGCCCCUCUGAAGAUACUUUAUGGGGGAAACAGACCUUUAAAGGAACACUGGGUAAAACUCAAGGUCCUGGUUAGAUUAUGUACUUUACAUAGCCAGGAGUAUCUGACCUAAUUAAUUCAUUACUACAGCAAAGCAAACUGUUAUUUUCUUUGCCAAACAUGCAGGCAGUACUUUAUAAUACAGUGGUUAAGAGGUUCUUAAUGACACACACACACACACACACAUGUAUACACAAAUGAGCAAGAACGUGACUACAAUCUACGUAACCUAAACUUGUUUAAAAUAAUAGUUUUUUUUCAGUGUGUUACCAUUAGCUGUGUGCUUUGUUCAGUAAUUUCAUCCCAACAUUUCGAAAUUUACGACACACCCUGCACCUCGCCGAUCAGGCCCUAAUAAACACAAAACCCCUUCAAUUGUGAGGUAUGUUAUCAGAAAUGUGUUUACUGAUGGUUAUCUCAGUUUUUAAGUGUUAGGGUGGUGGCUUGGUGGCUACUGGGGGAGAUUAGUCCCACCGACUAUUUACAUUCUAGCUGGCAGGAAGGCAUUUAGGGGAGAUUAGUCGCCCGAAGAAGAGGCGAUUUGUCACUGGGCGACUAAUCUCCCCCAGUAGCCACCGCCCUAAAGUGUCCCAUUACCUGAAGUUUUUGCUUUGUUUAUAUUCAGGAUAUAUGCAAGGUUUCGCCCUCAUUGAAAGGUUUCAAGAACAGGUUAUAUGGGAAAAAUAGAUGUGGUGUAAUUAUUGUAAUUUAAUUUUGUCCAGUUUUAGAUGUUCCAACAGUAAAAGGCAAUUUUUUUAUAAAUAAAUUAUAUUAAAAAAACAUUCAAAUAUUAAAAAAGUACAGGUAUGGGAUCCGUUAUCCGGAAACCUGGGAUCCAGAGAGCUCCGAAUUAUGGAAAGGCCGUCUCCCAUAGGCUUCUUUAUAAGCAAAUAAUUAAAAUUUCUAAAUAUGAUUUUCUUUUUCUCUGUAAUAAUAAAAUAGUACCUUGCAUUUGAUCCAAACCAAGAUAUAAUCAAUCCUUAUUGAAAGCAAAACCAGCCUAUUGUUUUUUUUUUAAUGUUUAAAUGAUUUACUAGUAGAUACGGAAAAUAUCCCUUAUUCAGAAAACCCCAGGUCCCGAACAUUCUGGAUAACAGGUCUAAUACCUGUACAAGAAAAUAACCACAGACUAGGGGGCUAGGCUGCAACAAAUAUAAACCUUAGUGAUUCUUGCUAGGUGCAAUCUACCUUAUAGAGAGAGUCAGGGAAUGUUGCAGCAGGUAUAUUUAUGAAGUUGAUCAUGUUGGAUACAUUAGUUCUCAUGCAUCUUGUGACAAUUUGAUAUUUUUUCUAUUCAAAAAAACAUUUUGACUUUGCAGCACUGCUAAUGUCCUCUAUGUGGUUUAGCAAGCAAUACAAAUACAAAGAGGAAAGGGUUGAACUUGAUGGGCAUGUGUCUUAUUUUUAUUUUUUUUAAACCUUAUAUAUUGUUACCAUGUUAAAGUUAUAUUACUUUUUUUGUCUCUGGUAAUUUACAUUCCACUUGAACAAAAUAAUCCAUUCUGGGCUCAGGACUUUAUCUUUACUGAUAACUGGGGCAGAAUUUUUAAAGCCAUAGCUAAAUAACUACAGAUCCAGUAGUCCUGGCAUAUAUACUGUAUAUGUUUUCAGUGAGAACUCCUCAACUUGUUAUAUGACCUUAGUGUUGACAUUAAAUGUACAUAUUUCCUUUCUGCUAUAUGUUAUUUUAUUAUAUAUAAGAAAUAUGCUUCCUAGUAUAUGCUCAUAAUUAUUAUUAUUAUUUUUUUUUUAAAUAAGAGUAUAUUAAAGACAGCAUUACAGAC